AGGCAGGAAGGAUGCUGCAUCUCGAGGGAAGGAACGGUGCCUAGGGAAAGGAAGUGAGAAAAAAGAAGAGUCAUCAUCCUCUCCCCACCACCUUCCCUUCUGUACCUUGGUCGGGAAAGGGGUGGGGGGCCACGGAAUCGCUCUUUUGAUGCCAAACAUCUGUUCCAUCCUAUCCAACCAUCGUCUUACUGCACCAGCUAUUAUAGCGCCACUUGUUAAACCAUUCUAGCAACCGCCAGGUAUCGACACAGAUUCAGCAACUGCUCUAGCCAAACCACACCGUGUUUGUUGUGCGAGGUCGAACAUGCCAUGGCCAAGCCGGUGAAGGGUAUCACGAGCCCGGUUGUCGGCAUAUAUCCAUUUCCACCGAGACUCCACGCAUCGGCGCUUGAAGGGAUGGACGUACGACAUAUCUGGCAGGAAUCGACUGACAACAGCUGUUGCCUCGCUCGUGGUCUCGCCACCUGUUGGUCAAGCUUCGCGCUGGAAAUUUUCUGCACAACCUUGUGUUCCAUCAUGCCACCACACCCUCGGGGUUUUGGCGUCAGGAAAUCAACCAACCGCGACGCUCCCGAUUACCCUAGCUACCUACCUAGAGGUCUACAAGAGAUGGCGACACACGCACCCGCCAUGCUAUUUCUCCUGCGCCAAUCACCCCUGCGGCCGAAUCUCGAUGCUCUACCGUGCCAAUUUUACUUGGACUUGACUUCUUGUAACCUUCUACUACGUAAUGGCCCCCUUGGGUGUUAUCGCUCCUUGAAUGUGAACUUGAUACCUAGUUGGUGCUCUGUCACCCUCUCUCUCUCCCCGUCUCCCUCGCGCUAUUUUAACGCGUCGGCGGUCAUGAUAUCACCCUAAUUUCGCUGUUGGACUGGGUUCGUCACCCGGCGGCACUCUCUGCCGAGGUCCCAUAGGGUAUCCGCAGUUGCAUCGAUGGGGUCGCCGGACGGGGCC
Messenger RNA from Colletotrichum navitas, 954 nucleotides. RefSeq lists its product as uncharacterized. The coding region runs from base 310 to 858 and encodes 182 amino acids. The transcript has a single exon. NCBI's taxonomy places the organism in Eukaryota, Fungi, Ascomycota, Sordariomycetes, Glomerellales, Glomerellaceae. The record is from RefSeq and is a predicted model, not a curated record.